Messenger RNA from Endocarpon pusillum Z07020, 1164 nucleotides. RefSeq lists its product as uncharacterized. Gene Ontology annotation, molecular function: oxidoreductase activity, acting on NAD(P)H, oxygen as acceptor. NCBI's taxonomy places the organism in Eukaryota, Fungi, Ascomycota, Eurotiomycetes, Verrucariales, Verrucariaceae. The coding region runs from base 1 to 1164 and encodes 387 amino acids. The record is from RefSeq and is a predicted model, not a curated record. Gene Ontology annotation, cellular component: intracellular anatomical structure. The transcript is spliced from 3 exons.
AUGUCAAUAUGUCAAGCCUCGAGGCAGGCCACUCGCCCCGCAAUCCGACAGCGCAUCUCUACAAUUAUCCCUAGACAUAGCACUCCAAGCGCCCCAAGGUCAGUGCGAUGGCUAUCCUCCACCUCGGUGCGGGCCAGUGAUGGUUCAAAGGCAGACCCGUAUCGUUCGUCAAGCACGGCAGCAGCGCCUUUUGAUAAGGAAGCACAUGAAGGUAGCUUCUCUCGGACAGACAGAGGUGUCAGCUUCGAGUAUCCAGCCGAGCAGGACUUUCCACGCAGCCAAAUUGUCCAAGGACGGGGAGGCCCGCACUUUAAAAGAACCCUUCCUUCCUUCUCACUUGAGGGCAGAGUAGCUGUUGUAACUGGUGGUGCUCGAGGGUUGGGUUUGGUUAUGGGCCAGGCAUUGGUGGCAAGUGGAGCUGACCUGGCCAUCGUUGAUCUGAAUAACGACGAGGCAGCACACCAAGCCAAGGAGCUGGUAGCCCACUUCGAAAAGGAGAACCCUGCAUCUGAAGGAGAUGACCGUGCGAAAAUUCCCAAUGGCAAAAAGUCCGGCGUAUCUAGAACCCCCAAAGUCACGGCACACUACUCUGAUGUGGCGGAUCCGGAUUCUGUCACCAGCGCACUGUCCGAGAUCAUCAAAGAACAUGGCAAGAUCGAUCACCUGGUCACCUCCGCAGGUUUCACCGAGAACUACGAUGCCGUUGCCUAUCCAUACGACCGGAUGAAGAAGCUAUGGGGUGUAAACGUGGAUGGCACAUAUCUCUUCUCAACUGGCGUGGCGAAACAUUUGAUGGAGAGAAACGCGCCAGGAAGCAUCGUCAUGAUAGGAAGCAUGUCCGGUGCGAUUGUCAACGUGCCGCAGCCACAAGCUCCGUACAAUGCAGCAAAAGCAGCAGUCCGACACUUGGCCGCGAGUUUGGCAGUGGAAUGGGCGCAUGCAAAUAUCCGAGUUAACUGCAUCAGUCCCGGAUAUAUGUUGACCGCUUUGAAAAUCCUGGACGAUAAUCCCAACCUUAAGAGCCAGUGGACCUCUUUGAUUCCUGUGGGCAAGAUGGGCAGACCAGAAGAUUUGAUGGGAGCUGUAACUUUCUUGUUGAGUGAUGCCAGCGGAUAUGUCACAGGCGCAGAGCUCAGAGUUGAUGGAGGAUACACCGUGACCUGA